Populus nigra (black poplar) is the source of this 3766-nucleotide messenger RNA. Its product is annotated as phytosulfokine receptor 1. The coding region runs from base 383 to 3460 and encodes 1025 amino acids. Lineage: Eukaryota; Viridiplantae; Streptophyta; Magnoliopsida; Malpighiales; Salicaceae. The transcript has a single exon. Gene Ontology annotation, biological process: protein phosphorylation. Gene Ontology annotation, molecular function: protein kinase activity; receptor serine/threonine kinase binding; ATP binding. The record is from RefSeq and is a predicted model, not a curated record.
AUAAAUCUCCCUCCCUCCCUCUCUAUACAUAAAAUAAAUGCAAGUGUGCAGCAACUGGACAAGACAAGGAGAGAGACGCCCGCAUUUGUGUUUGUAUGAUGAAGUCAAAAGCCCACCAUCCCUCAUUUCUCCAUCUGACAGCGCUACCUUUCCUUUCUUUCUCUUGAAGGUUUCCUCAAUAGAUAUACCAAACAAACAAACCCAUCUUCGCCUCCCUUCUCUCUAUCUGCUCCUUUCUUCUUCAUAAAAAAAUGGGUGCUUCACCCAUCUUCAUUUCUUUCAAUGGCUACACUGGCUCUUAGUAUCAUCAUUCACACCUUAUCUCGCUCUCUUCAAUCUGUCUUCCAUCUCUGUGCAACUUUCUUCUCUCUCCUUAACUGCUAUGGGGGUCCAAGAUUUAUGGGUUCUCUUUCUUGUUCUUGGAUUCUUAAUGUUUCGAGCUCAGGUCCUGCAAUCACAGAACCUAACAUGCAACCAGGAUGACUUGAAGGCAUUGCAGGAUUUCAUGAGAGGCUUGCAGUUACCCAUUCAAGGUUGGGGUGCUACCAAUUCAUCAUCUCCUGAUUGCUGCAACUGGUUCGGCAUCACUUGCAACUCUUCCUCUUCUCUUGGUCUAGUAAAUGAUCCUGUCGAUUCUGGUAGAGUGACAAAGUUAGAGCUCCCAAAGCGAAGACUGACUGGCGAGCUUGUGGAAUCAAUAGGCAGCUUGGAUCAGCUUAGAACCCUCAAUCUCUCCCACAAUUUCCUCAAAGAUUCACUUCCUUUCUCGCUGUUCCAUUUGCCAAAACUAGAGGUUCUAGACUUGAGUUCCAAUGACUUCACUGGCUCAAUCCCACAAAGUAUCAAUCUUCCCUCGAUCAUUUUCCUUGACAUUUCCUCAAAUUUUCUAAAUGGCUCGCUUCCUACCCAUAUCUGCCAAAACUCUUCUGGAAUCCAGGCUCUUGUUUUGGCAGUCAACUACUUCUCUGGUAUUCUUUCACCUGGAUUAGGGAAUUGCGCUAACUUGGAGCACCUUUGUCUUGGCAUGAAUAACCUCACUGGUGGUAUAAGUGAGGAUAUCUUUCAGCUUCAGAAAUUGAAGCUUUUGGGUCUCCAAGAUAACAAGCUUUCUGGGAAUUUGAGUACUGGUAUUGGUAAACUCCGUAGCCUUGAACGUUUAGACAUUUCCUCCAAUAGUUUUUCAGGUACAAUUCCAGAUGUUUUUCAUAGCUUGUCAAAGUUCAAUUUUUUCCUAGGCCAUUCUAAUGAUUUUGUUGGCACCAUACCCCACUCCUUGGCAAAUUCUCCAUCUCUCAAUUUGCUUAAUUUGAGGAACAAUUCAUUUGGAGGCAUUAUUGAUCUGAAUUGUUCUGCCUUGACUAAUUUGUCAUCUCUUGAUUUAGCUACUAAUAAUUUUAGUGGGCCCGUGCCUGUUAAUCUUCCUUCUUGUAAGAAUUUGAAGAAUAUUAAUCUUGCCCGGAACAAGUUUACUGGACAAAUCCCAGAAAGCUUCCAGCAUUUUGAAGGCCUUUCCUUCCUUUCCUUCUCAAAUUGCAGCAUUGCCAAUCUUUCAUCUGCCCUUCAAAUCCUUCAGCAAUGCAAGAAUUUAACGACCUUGGUCCUCACCUUGAACUUCCAUGGUGAAGAAUUGCCCGAUAAUCCUGUGCUUCACUUUGAGAACUUGAAGGUUCUUGUUAUGGCUAAUUGUAAACUCACAGGGUCAAUACCCCAAUGGUUGAUCGGCAGCUCCAAAUUGCAGUUGGUGGAUUUGUCAUGGAACCGCUUGACUGGGUCUAUUCCUUCCUGGUUUGGUGGUUUUGUAAAUCUCUUUUACUUGGACUUAUCAAACAAUUCAUUCACUGGCGAGAUUCCAAAGAACUUGACUGAAUUGCCAAGUCUCAUCAACAGGAGUAUCUCAAUCGAGGAGCCUUCACCGGAUUUCCCAUUUUUCCUGACAAGGAAUGAAAGUGGGAGGGGGUUGCAGUAUAAUCAGGUCUGGAGCUUUCCAUCUACUUUGGCGCUCAGUGACAACUUCCUCACUGGACGAAUUUGGCCAGAAUUCGGAAAUUUGAAAAAACUCCAUAUUUUUGAGUUGCGUUCUAACAAUUUGUCCGGACCUAUACCAAGUGAGUUAUCAGGGAUGACCAGCUUGGAGACUUUGGAUUUGUCCCAUAACAAUCUUUCUGGGACCAUACCCUGGUCCUUGGUAAAUCUCAGUUUUCUGUCCAAGUUUAGUGUUGCAUACAAUCAGCUCCAUGGGAAGAUCCCUACUGGAAAUCAGUUUAUGACCUUCCCAAACUCAAGCUUUGAAGGGAAUCAUCUUUGUGGCGACCAUGGUACUCCUCCUUGCCCAAGAUCCGAUCAGGUUCCACCUGAAGCAUCCGGAAAAUCAGGAAGAAACAAAGUUGCUAUCACUGGAAUGGCUGUUGGGAUUGUUUUUGGUACAGCUUUCCUUCUUACCCUCAUGAUCAUGAUUGUGCUACGAGCACAUAGCCGAGGCGAGGUUGAUCCUGAAAAGGUGGAUGCUGACACAAAUGACAAAGAAUUAGAAGAAUUCGGAUCAAGGUUAGUGGUUCUGCUUCAAAAUAAGGAGAGCUAUAAAGAUCUCUCGUUGGAGGACCUUUUGAAGUUCACCAACAAUUUUGACCAGGCGAAUAUCAUUGGCUGUGGGGGUUUUGGUCUAGUUUACAGAGCUACCCUCCCUGAUGGUAGGAAGCUUGCGAUUAAACGUCUCUCUGGUGACUCUGGUCAAAUGGACAGGGAAUUCCAUGCUGAAGUUGAAGCCCUGUCAAGAGCUCAGCAUCCAAAUCUUGUGCAUCUCCAAGGCUUUUGCAUGUUAAAAAAUGACAAACUCUUAAUAUACUCUUACAUGGAAAACAGCAGUUUGGAUUAUUGGUUGCAUGAAAAACUCGACGGGCCAUCCUCCCUUGAUUGGGAUACAAGGCUCCAAAUUGCUCAAGGGGCUGCAAGGGGGCUUGCAUAUUUGCAUCAAGCAUGCGAGCCACAUAUCGUUCACCGGGAUAUAAAGUCCAGUAACAUCCUUUUAGACGAGAAUUUUGUAGCUCAUUUAGCUGAUUUUGGUCUUGCUAGGCUCAUAUUACCUUAUGAAACCCAUGUCACAACUGAUCUUGUGGGGACAUUAGGCUACAUUCCUCCUGAAUAUGGCCAGGCUGCAGUGGCUACUUACAUGGGGGAUGUGUAUAGUUUUGGAGUUGUUCUUUUGGAGCUUCUUACCGGGAAAAGGCCCAUGGAUAUGUGCAAACCAAAAGGAUCACGGGAUUUGAUCUCUUGGGUGAUUCAGAUGAAGAAGGAAAAUAGAGAAAGCGAGGUGUUUGAUCCAUUCAUUUAUGACAAGCAGAAUGAUAAGGAGUUACAACGAGUUCUCGAGAUUGCAUGCCUUUGCUUGAGCGAAUACCCAAAGCAAAGGCCUUCAACAGAGCAGUUAGUUUCUUGGCUUGACAACAUCGACACCAACACCUAGCUUUCCUAUCUGUUUGAUCGAGACUCUGGCUUGUACAGCUAGAUAUAUUCCUUGUACACAAAAUAGAAAAUCCAUCACAACCCAUUGGUGUUUUUUGUAUGAGUUGAUGAUCCUACUGUAAAUAUUAACCACAUACUUGGGUUCUCACAGUUUGCUGCUAUUCAGGGUGGAGGAGAGGUAGGGAUCUAACCAAGGCAAGGAAAAAUAGCUAUAUUGGAAGUCUUUGCGUUGGAAUUCAGUUCUUUGUAGAGAAAAUUGUUAAUUCUCAGACGUGCACAAAUAAAGUUUCUGCCACAUUUUCUUUGC